AUGACAGUCAAUUGGCUGAACACAAUGAGAAAUUCGUUUGCUGGAUUUUCCUCAACCCAGGAUACCAUUACAGCCAUGGAAGCGUUGUAUGCAUACACUCUGAAAGACACAAACCGCAAUGAGUUCGAUAUGACGGUGACUUUAGAGGCCACAAGCACACCAAACUGGCAGAGGGUAGGAAGACUGCUGAAAGAGGAUUUCACACACCUGCACAGGUCUUAUCUUCCAAAUGAAGGUGUCUAUGGCUAUAUUAUUCCCACUGCUCAAGGUGUUGGACGCGCCAUGCUACAGUUGACAGUCACAUCUAAUGUAGAGUAUAAACACCUGAUGAAGACCCAGCAGCGUUAUGACAACCUACCAGAAUCCGACCCCAUACCUUUCUUUGAUCUGACAGUGGAGCCUUUAUGGGGUGGCCGUAACGACUCCAUCAUGCGUAUGCAUGCUUGUGUCAGUUGGCUGUACACGACACGGAGUCUUACCUCGGGUCUGGCUGUGCUAGAAGUGGAGACACCCACUGGUUACGUGGUCAUGAAUGACACUCUGAGAGAUUAUGUGCGCUCCAGGGCGGUGCGCAACCUGAGGAGGGCUGAAUUUUAUGGAAAUAAAGUGGUUUUCUAUUUUGAUUAUCUGGAUGAGAGUAGCACGUGUGUGGAUUUCCGAGCUGAUCGCUGGUAUCCUGUGGCAAAUAUGUCCAGGGAUCACAGAAUGAGGGUCUAUGAUUACUAUGAGCCAGGUAUGCACAACACAACGCUGUACACAGUCGAGAACCUCUUUAGGAUGAGCGUCUGCUUCGUAUGUGGUUCCUACCAGUGCCCCUAUUGCCCCAACUUUAACACAGCAGCAAUUCUGGGAGCUGGGACUCCCUGGAAUCUGCUGCCCAUCAUGGUGCUCAUGCUGCUGAGUCUGCUGCUACAGCACAGGUAG
Candidula unifasciata is the source of this 924-nucleotide messenger RNA. NCBI's taxonomy places the organism in Eukaryota, Metazoa, Mollusca, Gastropoda, Stylommatophora, Geomitridae. The record is from the annotation of a GenBank genome assembly.